AUCUCCGAUCCUCAGCAAAGCGAGAUAACUCGUUCUCAUAUUCGGAAAUAGUUUAUUCGUACCAUGAAGUCCGGCAUUUAUAUUUUUUGGAAAUCUUUUGUCAAAGAAGGAGAAUAUGUUACUAGUAAACAAUCCAACAUGGAGGGAAACUGUCAACGAGCUAGAGACAAGAAAGGUCGGUUCAAAAAAGGGUGCACUAGUUUUUCCACUGGCUGUGACAUAAAUAACAGCAUUGAUGUGAACAAUAAUGAAACUCAGACAUACGUAGAUGAUGUAAAUUCUGGUUUGGAGUUGGAUCACUGUGAAAACGAUAGCGAAGAACUUUCUCGAUCGACAUAUACCAAUAUUUUUGAUGGACGAAGGAUCGUAGAGUUUUCAGUUCUGGUUGAUCAUCUAGAGCGAGGAUGUGUUGUGUGCCAUAAACCACUAAAUUUAGCAAAGUGUGUAAAAGAAAAACAGUAUGGUCUUGCGAGCUUAUUGUACAUAGAGUGUACCUGCUGCAAGGAGUUGACUAUCGUACCAACAGGGAAGAGACACAACAUUGGUGCAAAUGGCCAAGGUCCUUUUGAUGUGAAUACUAAACUUGGCGUUGCUUUAGCCCAUGCAGGAGUUGGAGAAGCUGUUAUUACAAAGCUGUUUUCUACAUUGAACAUCCAUUGCCUGACUCACAGUAAUUUGAAAAAGAGAGAGAGAGAAUGUGCCCCUGUAUUUGAGUCACUUGCCCAAACCACAUGCAGUGAUGCACUGGAGAAGGAAGCACACGAAUCGGGUAAUACUGGCUUGGUUCUGUCUUACGAUGCUGGUUGGCAAAAGAGAGGUAGUGGAAGAAAUUACAACAGCUUAUCAGGUCACGGAUCAAUGAUUGGAUGCAAAACUCGAAAGGUGGUAGGCUAUGACGUCAUGGCAAAGACAUGCAGAAUAUGUAAGAGUGCUGAGCUCCACAAACGUGAAAAAAAAGAACAUGACUGUAGAAAGAAUUGGGAAGGAAGCUCAAAAUCAAUGGAACCAUCUAUGGCGGUAAAAAUCCUCAAAAGUAUUGAAAACAAAGGACACAAGGUGAAAACUUUAGUUAUGGAUGAUGAUACCAGUACCAUACAUAAAGUGAGAUUGGAAGUAAAUGCUGACAUACAGAAAUGUAGUGACAAGAACCAUACAUUCAAAAACUUUACAAAUAAUCUGUAUGCCUUACAAAAAGAGAAAUAUAAGAGGAUACUGAGUGCAAAAACUAUAAGUCACAUAAAGAAAUGCUUUGCAUAUGCUGUGUCAUCUAACAAGGAAGAUCCUGUCUCUCUGAAAGAGAAUCUACUAGCUAUUCCACACCACCUGUAUGGCAAUCAUUCUUCAUGUCAGGUCAAAUGGUGUAGAUAUCUACAAAAUGAGGAAACGUACACACCGAAACAUCUACCCUAUGGGAAAUAUCUCACAGACUCUAAUCUGUUUCAAGAUCUUCAGCAACUCUUUACGUCGUAUGCUAAUCAGUCAGAGAAACUUUCUUUACUUGAAAGCACUCAACAUAAUGAAAACUUCAAUCAUGUUGUUUCCAGGAAAAACCCAAAAAACAAUUUUUACUCUGGAUCUGAGAGUACCAGUGUUAGAGUUGCCGCAGCAGUGUGCGAGAAGAAUAUCGGAGCUCCAUAUGUACUCCAGAUACAUGAAGAGCUAGCUUUGUCUCCUGGAUCAUGCACUGUCAAAGAUGCUGAAAGAAGAAUGAAGAAAAGGAAAAUGAAUUUGGACCAGAUAUCUACUAAGGAAUUCAAAAAGAGAAGAGUAGAAUUGAAGAAAAAGUCAUCAUCUGCAACAUCUUCAUCUGAAAUAAGAGAGGGUGUAACAUAUGAGAGUGCAGUUCUUUCACAGACUGGUAGCAUCCCUAAUGACAAACUCGAGACUAUACCGUCCCCUCCAGAACAACUUCACCAAGUUCCAUUGCCUCCUGAUGAAUACAAUAGAGUCUACUUUGAUCUAGAGACAACUGGUUUAGAUGCAUCAUGUGAAAUAACACAAAUGGCGGCAAGGUGUGGAGAUUUUUCUUUCUGCCAGUAUGUAUUACCAUCAGUUGUCAUACAGGAGACGGCUUCACGGAUAACAGGACUUACAUGUGACGGUUCAACUUUAUAUAAAAAUGGUGUUCCCGUCCAAGCAGUUUCCAUACAGGAGUGUUUGACAUCAUUUCAUGAAUGGCUAAAUAAUACACCGGGUAUCCAUAAACCAUUACUAUUUGCUCAUAACUGCAGAAAAUUCGAUAGUGUCGUUCUAUGCAGAGCAAUGAGAAAAUGCUCUGAUAUACCAUUGCAAGACUGCAUUAUUGGAUUCUGUGAUACUCUGCCUAUGUUGAAGGAUCAUGCAUCUUGUAAUACCACAAAUUCAACUCUGGAGACCCUCGUGCUAGAAAUUCUAGGCUGUACAUUCGAGGCACAUAAUGCACUUGAAGACUGUACAUACCUACAGAAACUUGUCGAACAUCACAGUACAGAUUCCUAUUAUUUGAACUAUACUUUCAGUAUGGAUUAUAUGAUGCAAGUUGUACUCCAGAUGGAAGACUCUAAAUCUAACUUGCAAACUUUGAUGCCCUUGCUAUCAAACAAAACAGUGUCCGAGAGCAUGGUGAAAAGGAUGUCUCUCUCUGGUCUUUCAAUGCAUCAUCUGCAGUUAGCGUACCAAAGAGGAGGAUUUGAUGGUGUACAAAGUGUACUGAGUGAAUGUUUUCAUGGAAAACCAAGAGUAACAAAGCGCAGGAACAUUAUUACAUCUGUUGUUGACUUUUUGAAAGAAGGAUAACUCUUUGUCAUACAUGAUGUAAAGAUAUUUUUGUUUAUUUCCAUGAUUAUAAUACUGGAUACAGCACAUUUUUAUUUAUUUAUUUUACAUCUACAUAUCUCCUGAAUGUUUUUAUGUGCAGCAGUCAAGUGUAAUCAUACUCUACUGAAUACAAAUUAGCAAAACCUUGAAGUCACUUCUUUUUCCUUAGAUAAAUCUAUAUGGGUGAUAAUGCAUUAUCUUUGAAAAACGCAUGGAAACAAUACAUAUAAAUGCUUCAUUUAUUAUUAUAAUCAUUAGUAUGAGACUGUAAAAUGUCAUUUGCUUUAAAAUUUACACUUUCAAUUUUUGGUACCUGAGGAUCGGAGAACCUUAAUAAAU
Magallana angulata is the source of this 3135-nucleotide messenger RNA. RefSeq lists its product as uncharacterized. The record is from RefSeq and is a predicted model, not a curated record. The transcript is spliced from 6 exons. NCBI's taxonomy places the organism in Eukaryota, Metazoa, Mollusca, Bivalvia, Ostreida, Ostreidae. The coding region runs from base 64 to 2775 and encodes 903 amino acids. Gene Ontology annotation, molecular function: 3'-5' exonuclease activity; nucleic acid binding.